This is a messenger RNA of Ornithorhynchus anatinus (platypus), 1251 nucleotides long. It is a transcript of the gene ECHDC2, whose product is annotated as enoyl-CoA hydratase domain containing 2. The record is from RefSeq and is a predicted model, not a curated record. The coding region runs from base 65 to 1018 and encodes 317 amino acids. The transcript is spliced from 10 exons. Gene Ontology annotation, cellular component: mitochondrion. Gene Ontology annotation, biological process: fatty acid beta-oxidation. Gene Ontology annotation, molecular function: enoyl-CoA hydratase activity. Lineage: Eukaryota; Metazoa; Chordata; Mammalia; Monotremata; Ornithorhynchidae.
CCGGCAGGGGGCGCCGCGCCUCUCGCCCCGCGCCGGGACCGACGGACCGAGCGAGCCCGGCUCCAUGCUUCCCGUCCUGCGCCCAACGCUGCGCCAAGCGCUGCGGCCCCCGGGCCGCGGGGCGACCGGUCUCCGGCUGGUCCGGCCGGAGGGAGCCCCCGGACCCGCCGGCGGCAGCCCGGGCCGGGGCUACGGCGGCGCGCGGGGCCACCCCGGGGACCCCGAGGUGCAGGUGCGGACGCUGGCCGGAGAACACGGCGGAAUUGCCGAAAUUCUGAUGAACAGGCCCCAUGCCCGGAAUUCCUUGGGGAAGGUCUUUAUCAGUGAGUGGUUUGCUGCACUGGACCGGCUGCGUGGAGACAGCGGAGUUCGGGUGGUGGUGGUCAGGAGUGCCGUGAAAGGGGUAUUUUGCGCAGGCGCUGACCUGAAGGAGCGUGAGCAGAUGAGCGACGCCGAGGUGGGACCCUUCGUGCAGCGUCUCCGGACACUGAUGGAUGAGAUUGCCGCGUUCCCCGCCCCCACCAUCGCCGCCAUGGAUGGCUUCGCCCUGGGCGGGGGCCUGGAGCUCGCCUUGGCCUGUGACCUGCGCGUGGCAGCUUCCUCCGCCAUCAUGGGACUGAUCGAGACAACCCGUGGACUCCUUCCUGGGGCAGGCGGGACUCAGCGCCUGCCCCGCUGCGUGGGCACCGGCCUGGCCAAGGAGCUCAUCUUCACCGGGCGACGCGUGGACGGGCAAGAGGCCGCGGGCAUGGGGCUGGUGAACCACGCCGUGCAGCAGAACCAGGAUGGGGACGCCGCCUACCACCGGGCCCUGGCCUUAGCCCUGGAGAUCGUGCCCCAGGCCCCCAUCGCUGUGAAACUGGGCAAAGUGGCCGUGUCCAGAGGGAUGGAGAUGGACCUGGCAUCGGGCCUGGCCCUCGAAGGGCUUUGCUACGCUCAGAACAUCCCAACCCGUGAUCGGCGGGAAGGCAUGGCAGCCUUCCGGGAGAAGCGGCCCCCCCGCUUCACGGGCCAGUGACGCUCCAGCGGAGGCCCAGCCCUCUCCAACCCUGGCCGGCCUCCGUUCCCGGACUCCUCGCCAGCUUCCGGCCUCCCACCCAACUGGGCCAGCCACGCUCCUCUCAGCCCCCUUCCCCUGCCCUCCCCCACAUCCAGCUUUUGUGUUGCUUCCCGUAGGAAGGAGGCUUGUCCAGGGUGAAGCAGGGAGCGUGAACUCACACUCCAUAAAGUUUCUACCCUGCCGCUGUUGAA